This is a messenger RNA of Medicago truncatula (barrel medic), 1495 nucleotides long. RefSeq names its product protein RAE1. The record is from RefSeq and is a predicted model, not a curated record. NCBI's taxonomy places the organism in Eukaryota, Viridiplantae, Streptophyta, Magnoliopsida, Fabales, Fabaceae. The coding region runs from base 168 to 1223 and encodes 351 amino acids. Gene Ontology annotation, molecular function: protein binding. The transcript is spliced from 10 exons.
AAUUGAAGGAAAACGUAGAAGGAAGGAAGCAAGCAAGCAAAGCGUGGUAAUAACGCAGGGUUGUAUGAUUUGAUACCCUACACCUUCCCACACUCACACAAAACCUUUUCUUUCCUUCUAUCUACUACUACUAGCAAGUAGUAACUCCCUCCAAUUUUCUUUCAGCAAUGUCGAAUUUCUUAUCGAACAACACAAAUCCAAACCCUAACCCUAACAAAUCCAUCGAGGUGAAUCAACCUCCAACUGAUUCUGUUUCCAGUCUCAAUUUCAGUCCCAAAUCCAACUUACUUGUUGCUACUUCUUGGGAUAAUCAGGUUCGGUGUUGGGAGGUUGCUCGUGAUGGAGCAAAUAACGUUGCCACUAUGCCUAAGGCUUCUAUAGCGCAUGAUCAUCCGGUUUUGUGCUCUGCUUGGAAGGAUGAUGGCACAACUGUCUUCUCUGGUGGAUGUGACAAGCAAGUUAAAAUGUGGCCUCUGUUGUCUGGAGGACAACCAAUUACUGUAGCCAUGCACGAUGCACCUAUCAAAGAUAUUGCUUGGAUUCCCGAGAUGAACCUUUUAGCCACAGGAAGCUGGGACAAGAAUAUAAAGUAUUGGGAUACAAGGCAGCCAAAUCCAGUGCACACACAACAACUCCCAGAGCGCUGCUAUGCAAUGACAGUGAAACAUCCUCUGAUGGUAGUUGGCACUGCUGAUAGAAAUAUUAUUGUUUACAAUUUGCAAAAUCCUCAGGUUGAGUUUAAGAGAAUUGUUUCACCCUUAAAGUAUCAGACAAGGUGCCUUGCUGCGUUCCCUGAUCAACAAGGUUUCUUGGUUGGAUCAAUAGAAGGAAGAGUUGGAGUGCAUCAUUUGGAUGAUAGUCAGCAGGCUAAAAACUUCACUUUCAAAUGCCACAGAGAGGGGAAUGAAAUAUACUCAGUCAACUCUUUAAACUUCCAUCCUGUACACCACACAUUUGCUACGGCUGGUUCUGAUGGUGCUUUUAAUUUUUGGGACAAGGAUAGUAAACAGAGGCUUAAGGCCAUGUUAAGAUGCAGCCAACCCGUUCCUUGCAGUGCCUUUAACAAUGAUGGUUCAAUAUUUGCUUACUCAGUCUGCUAUGACUGGAGUAAAGGGGCAGAAAAUCAUAAUCCGGCAACAGCAAAGCCGUACAUUUUCCUGCACUUGCCACAGGAAUCUGAGGUCAAGGGAAAACCGCGCAUUGGUGCGACUGGCAGAAGGUAAAGGACGCUGCUCUGCAAUAUCGUUAGUGGGGUGGGUAUACUUCGAAGAAUUAUCAACUGAUGAUGCUUAAUGAUAUCUUUCAUUAAGUGUAUGUAUAAUAUGCAAGUGCCUAUGGUUUGUGUGUAUGUUUUUCAGUUUUAUGAACAAUAGGUUCUUUCAUGACUCUGCAAAACGAUACUUUUAGGUGUAAAUGUCGAUUUAAUUGUCGGAUUUUGUAAAGGAUAUAGAAAAUUAGCUAUAAAAUUUAGUAUAAAUAUUCUACCCUUCCAACA